AAUGCUGUGCUGAGCGGGCUGCCAUACCUGGGUAUGUGGAUCUUCAGCUUAGUGGUGAGUGUGACGGGGGACACACUACGCCAGAAGGGCAUCCUCUCCACCCAGACUCUCAGGAAGGUCGCCAACACCAUUGGACAUCUAGGACCAGCUGUGUGUUUAGUGUGCCUCAGUUUCGUGGAGUGUGACCGAAGUGCAACCAUCGCUCUGUUCGUCAUAGCACUCACUCUACAAGGCGGCAUCUACACAGGAUAUGUGGUCAACCACAUGGACAUUGCACCCAAUUUUGCUGGUACACUCUACGGCAUCACCAAUACCGCCGCCACAGUUCCAGCCAUCCUCGCCCCCAUGGCUGUAGGGGUACUCACUAACAACCAGCAAACGUUUGGCCAGUGGCGGAAGGUGUUCUAUAUCUCGUCUGUAAUAUACAUAGUAGAUGCUGUCUUCUACAUCCUCUUUGCCUCGGGAACGGAGCAAGCGUGGAACAAGGUGACGGAGACUAGCAAAAAUGCUGUGAAAGACGCCAUCGAAGACUCCGGAUCUCACCCUGCUGUAGGCAAGACUCCCCCAGCCACAGCCUUGAACAAGUGCAACAAUGAGACUCUCACAACAGAAACUUACGACACAUAUGUGGUGGAUACUAGCUUCCAUAACACCUUCCAUAACAAAGCCUUCCAGGAGGACUAACUACAAUACCAGUACCUCUAUACAUUAGUUGAUUGCGCUUUAAAACCAGUUGACUGUGCUUGGGUCAUAAAAGUUAUAUGUAAUCUGUUCAUAACUAAUCAAGAUAGUUUCAUAACAAAAAUAAGGACUCUAGUAAAUAUCGCAGUAUAUGCACGGGAACAUAAACCUCUCAGUGU
Cherax quadricarinatus is the source of this 860-nucleotide messenger RNA. Lineage: Eukaryota; Metazoa; Arthropoda; Malacostraca; Decapoda; Parastacidae. The record is from RefSeq and is a predicted model, not a curated record.